This is a messenger RNA of Pseudogymnoascus destructans, 1470 nucleotides long. RefSeq lists its product as uncharacterized. The record is from RefSeq and is a predicted model, not a curated record. The transcript is spliced from 3 exons. The coding region runs from base 207 to 1346 and encodes 379 amino acids. Lineage: Eukaryota; Fungi; Ascomycota; Leotiomycetes; Thelebolales; Thelebolaceae.
UGUUCUUCCCCUUGCUUUCCUAUAUAUCUCUCACUGUUUUCUCUGUUUUCCGCGGUUUUGCGACGUUUGUGGUCGUUGUUUGCCAUCACGACGUUAUUCACUUGAGCUGGACAGCUACAGCUGCAUAGAAACAGCUUCAUAUACAAAGCCGCCGAGCUGAGAGGAGCGAACCCCGCACUCCGUAAGCCCACAGGAGAGAGGCCACGAUGGCUGCUCAUCCGGGCGAAGAAGUCACUGCGACACUCUUCGCCGACGUCCACUACUACUACGGCCCGCCGACUGAAAAGCCGCCGCAUCACCGCUUUGACAAAGGAUCAUACCUCUACCUCUACGAGAAUGCGGCCCAGCGACGGGCACGCAUCGAGGUCGCCAAUUCGGCAGGGACACCAGACCAAGACGCCUUCGACGGCCCCCUCGACAACGUUCUCAUAACCUACGACCACAAGCACCCCACCCUCCUCACCAUCACCGUCGAUGCAUUCCCUCCCCUCCCCCCCCAAUCCCCCACCGACUUCCGCCUCCCCACCUACGACCCCCGCAACGAGAAUAAAUACCUCUACCGCCUCCACACCAUCGACGUCUACCUCUACACCCCCGCCGACGCAACCCUCCUCCUCACCUCCCUCCAGCGCCUCCUCCCCGCCAACCACCUCGCCAUCGCCGGCGCUGCACUCACCCCACCACCCCAUGCCCAAGCCAUGAGCCCUAUAGUGCAACAGCUCGAGAAUAUCGCUAUCAACGAGCACUCGCCCCCCUUCGCUGGUCCACCCACCACCGCACCCCCGGCCUACACCUCCCCGCCCGCAGCGCAGUCUUUUGCACCACUGGCAUACAACCCCGCUGCCCCCGCUGCGCCCGAGGCGAUCGCUCACCGCGAAAAGACACCCCCGCCACCGGAUGCGGGGGCUAACCCCCUUCGUGCCGCGACGCACGAGCAGCACCAGCAGCACCAGCAGCACCAGCACCACCACCAGCAGCAAUACCAACCGGCAGCACCCGCAGGCGGAGCGGUGUACUUCCCCGGCCCCCCCAGCGUAGCAGGAGGCCAAUACGCACCCAGCGCCUCCCCCGCCGCUCCGCACCCCGGCAGCACGCCAGCUGCCCCAGCGGCUACUACGGCGUCGGGGCUGGCGUACGCGAACUACUCGUAUGCACAAGGUGGACAGCCGGCGCAGGGGAAGGCGGAGUAUAACGUGCAUCAGCAGGUGUAUCGGCCGACGGAGGGGGAGGCGAUGGGGAAGGUGAAGCCGAUUGAGGGGGAGAAGAGUAAGUUGGGGCAGAAUGCGGUGAGGUUGGAGAAGGGGGUUACGGGGUUCUUGAAGAAGUUUGAGAAGAAGUAUGGGUAAGUGUGGCAUUAGCUUAGUUAGUUUGGGGGUAUUAGGGGUAGUUUGGAGAGGAGGGAAGAGGAGUAUGUGGAUUGGAUGAUCAGGUGGGAUAGGAUAUUUGAAUGAAUUUAAAGUUUAUCUGCGA